Molecule: messenger RNA, 1822 nt
Organism: Hypoxylon trugodes
Lineage: Eukaryota; Fungi; Ascomycota; Sordariomycetes; Xylariales; Hypoxylaceae
Exons: 1
Coding region: 53-1534 (493 amino acids)
Biological process (GO): protein N-linked glycosylation
Molecular function (GO): alpha-(1->6)-fucosyltransferase activity
Source: RefSeq, a predicted model, not a curated record
UGUACGAGUGCCGGUUGUCGGAUGGUCCUUUGACGGUCGCGAAGAAUAUGAGAUGGUUGGUCAAUACGACUUACCGGACUUUCCCACACCUAUUGCCGUUACGGAUCGCAGUGGCAGGUCGAAAUGGACCGUUUCGAUUCCACCUACGUAUGACUUCCCUCUCACCAUCAAGGAAUACUCGGAUAUCUGCGCCAAAUGCCAAGAAGUAGCGGCUCACGUUCGAGAAUUACAUGGUCAAACGACCUCCCAACAAGCUCAGACGGAUUACUAUUACGAGGACCCCUACUUCCUGGACGUCAAAGAUGCCGAAAAGCGCGGGUUGUUACCAGGUGUAGAGGGCAAGGCUUGGAAAGUGACCGCGCAAGCUCAAGCUGGUCAUUUGGUGGGAGAUAGGGCCGAUGGCCUGGUUGAUAAGAGUAUCUGCAAGACGUCCUUGACUUUUGUUCUUGAAACUUCAGACGCUGGACUGGGCCCCACGAUGAUGAUGUUAUGGAUGGCGUAUGGUCUUGCGCAAAAGGAAAAACGAUCUUUCUUCAUCGACGAUUCGCGAUGGGCAUAUGGCGAGUACACUGAUAUCUUUAAGGCGCCGCCGAUGCCUGAGUGCAAUCCACCACCGCGCCACGAGAUGCUCCCAUGUCCCCACAACGCGCGGCAUUUAGUCGUAUCGGCUGCUACAGCAUCUGAGACCUUUGGCAAGAGCUUCAAUGCUGAGUAUGAAAAUGCGCAUCGAAGUAGUGUCGAUCGAGAUCGGUCGAUUUACAACCUCGCUCGAGUCGGAUAUGAGGCUUUAUUUCAUCUAAACGACGAAGACCAGCCUUACGUAGAACAUCGCAUCAAGGAAUUGAGAACGAUGGCGAAGGUUACAGAGGGAGGUUAUAACGAUGGUAUGGUUGUAGGAAUCCAUAUUCGACAUGGCGAUUUACACCCCUACGAAUAUCAAUACAAUGGGGCGUACGUACCUCUUAACGUCUACGCGCAAAGGUCGAAAGAACUUGUGGAGGAUUAUCAUAACUUUAGUACUCCCCUCGGAGGGGAGGAUAAAGUCGCGAAACAACAUUCCUUUUCUAUUCUUGCAUCAGACGAUCCCGACGUAUACGAAACUGAAGAAUUUUCGAGAGCGAUCCGAGCUCAGGAACAGAUCAAGCUUGCCAGCAAAGAACACGUCCAGAAAGAGGCUCCGAACAAGUCGGUGAUGCAUAAAUUCGUCGAGGAGGCUUUCGGUUGGGAAGGUGGAUUCUUUGCGACUAUGUUCUGGAAUCUGGGACGCUCGACUUUGAAUAACGCCAACGCGGCAGACGAAUUGCAAACGACGCUCAAACCAUCUGCGGAAACCAUGCGGCUUAGAAUGCUUAUCGGACGCGCGUACAUGAUGGAUUUAGCGGUCCUUGGUCAAGCUAGCGACUCGGUCAUUUGCACUAUGAGUGCGAUGGGCUGUCGUUUGCUAGCCGUGAUCAUGGGCUGGGAAAAAGCAAUGGAGCAAGGGAGAUGGGUUAACAUCGACGGAGAUUUUCAAUGGACCGCAUUGGCAUUAUAAAUUAUUUAAAGCACUGGUAUGGCGUUAUUAGGCGUUUGAUAAGCUCAAACAGAGAGCAAGCAGAGAAAGGACGGUACAAGAAAAAAAAUGAUAUCCAAGCAUAUAGCAUAGCCCAUUCUCACGGCGUUUUAAAGGGGAUUAAAGAAAGAAAGGUGCUUUUGUUUGCUGAUAGGAAUACGAUGGCUUCAGCAGAGCAUUUGGCGAAGAUCUGCAUCACGGUAGAAAAGCAUAUAUCCCCCAACCGCAAGGUGGGACAUCAGGGAAUAGCCCUUCACGAGCCUUAUCGGC